This is a messenger RNA of Ahaetulla prasina, 3319 nucleotides long. RefSeq names its product synaptotagmin 17 (gene SYT17). Gene Ontology annotation, biological process: regulation of calcium ion-dependent exocytosis; calcium-ion regulated exocytosis; regulation of dopamine secretion. Gene Ontology annotation, cellular component: membrane. The transcript is spliced from 9 exons. The record is from RefSeq and is a predicted model, not a curated record. Lineage: Eukaryota; Metazoa; Chordata; Lepidosauria; Squamata; Colubridae. Gene Ontology annotation, molecular function: syntaxin binding; calcium-dependent phospholipid binding; clathrin binding. The coding region runs from base 629 to 2068 and encodes 479 amino acids.
UAAUAGCUAGGCUAACCGAAAUUCCUCCCUCACUAAGUGAAAAAGGAAGGGCAGAAAUGAGGAAAAUGAAAGCAAUAAAUGACAUAUCGAAGGACAUUUAUCUAGUUUCCAGAAAGGGAUGCAACUCAUCUUGGAAGAACAGAGCUUGAAGUCAAUCCAUGGUCAACAAGAGAAAUCUCCCAUUCUUAUGACGCCAACUUAAUCCUAGUUUUGGCUUUUGACGAUGCGCGAGAGCAACUCAGCAGGAGAAGACGUGACUAACUUCUUCCUUGAACAACAACACAACCACAUUUGCAAUGAAGGCUGGGGGGGAAAAAAAAGGGAGAUGAAACAAUGACGAGGCCAUGAUGGGGACCAAAAGCAACUCCGACGAAGCUGGGGAAUACGCCCAGGUGUGAUUUGAAUGGAGAGUCUUCUCCCCCCCCCCCCAUGGGGGAUUGUGAGGAGGCACCCCAGAAAUAUUGUUGACAGGCGCCGUUGCUUCUGAGCGCAUGGGAAAGGAUGCAAAAGCAGUGGAGAAAUGAGCAUGCUCACAUUUGGCCACCGAGCACAGUUUGUCUUAUCCCUCCACAAUAUCUCUCCUUCCUCCUCCUCUUCCUCCUCCUCUUUGGGAUCUCUCUCUCUCUAGAUGUCUGCUACGUUCGGAGGUGCCGGAAUUUUGGAACCGAUAAAUGAGGGCCUGUUGUCUAGAAUCUCGGAUCUCUUGCUGUGCCGAUGGACCUGUCGCAAUUGUUGUCAGAAGUGCUACGAGUGCAGCUGUUGCCAGUCCAACGAAGACGAAGUGGAAAUCCUGGGGCCUUUUCCAGCCCAAACCCCUCCCUGGUUGCUGAGCAAUCGGAGUGAAGACAAAAAUGGCAACUCGGAUAACCCAACGAGUGAACCAUCACCAACCCCUCAGAACGUUUCACUGGACAGACGACGGUCGUCCACCGACACCUCCCCGUCCGCUUACAGCCUUACAAGACGAAUUUCGAGUCUAGAGCUGAGGAGGCCAAGUUCUCCCCUUGUUGAUAUCAAACCCAUCGAGUUUGGAAUCCUAGGCUCCAAAAAGGAGAUUGUCCAGCCGGGCUUCCUAAAGAAAACCUACACUCCAGACGAUUAUUUUAGGAAAUUUGAGCCCAGACUCUAUUCCCUCGAUUCAAAUAGCGACGAUGUGGAUUCGUUGACCGACGAAGAGAUCGUAGCCAAGUACCAGCUGGGGAUGCUACAUUUUAGCACACAAUACGACCUCUUGCACAACUAUCUGAUCGUUCGGGUCAUCGAAGCCAAGGACCUGCCUCCUCCCAUCUCCUACGAUGGCGCCAGGCAAGAUAUGGCCCACUCUAAUCCCUACGUGAAGAUCUGUCUCCUUCCCGACCAGAAGAACUCCAAGCAGACGGGGGUCAAACGCAAGACCCAGAACCCCAUCUUCGAAGAGAGGUACAUGUUUGACAUCCCGUUUUUGGAAGCCCAGAGAAGGACUCUGCUCUUGACGGUGGUGGAUUUUGACAAAUUCUCACGCCAUUGUGUCAUCGGGAAGGUGUCCAUGCCGUUGAGCGAGGUGGACCUCGUGAAGGGCGGCCAUUGGUGGAAAGCUCUGGUCCCUAGUGCUCAGAACGAAGUUGAGCUGGGAGAGCUUUUGCUCUCAUUAAAUUACCUUCCCAGUGCCGGGAGACUCAAUGUGGACAUAAUUAGAGCAAAGCAGUUACUGCAGACUGAUAUGAGCCAAGGUUCAGAUCCUUUUGUGAAAAUCCAGCUUGUUCAUGGGUUAAAACUGGCAAAGACCAAGAAGACAUCUUGCAUGAAGGCUACCAUUGACCCCUUCUACAACGAGUCCUUCAGCUUCAAGGUUGCCCAAGAAGAACUGGAAAACACUAGCCUGGUUUUCACAGUCUACGGCCACAACGUGAAAAGCAGCAACGACUUCAUCGGGAGAAUUGUCAUCGGCCAGUAUUCAACCGGUUCCUCGGAGUCCAAGCACUGGCGGAGGAUGCUCACGUCUCACCGUACCGCCAUCGAGCAGUGGCACAGCCUCCGUUCGCGAGCCGAGUGCGACCGUGUCUCCCCGGCUUCCCUGGAGGUGACGUGAGCCGUCAAGGCUCCUCCAGAUGCCUGCCAGACCAGUUUCCCCACAUGCACGCCGUUACAAGUCCAUCGCCUUUGGAUUUACCAUCCACAACUGUUGGCAACCCAACGUUUGCCAUCGAUCACCCAGUUUUGGUCAUCGUCGAGUCUCGCCUCCCAAGUUUUUAGUUGUCUCAGGUGCAUAGAUGCACCACCCUUAUCCAAGAUGCUCUUGUCAACGUUGGGGAAGGAGGUGUGGGCUUUUGGAAAGAUGCUCAUGGUUUGGAGGUCUCCUUUAGUUGCCACCUGGCAUUGCCAUCUAGGGCAGAUCAUUAGCCGUAAAAAAAUAAAUGCUGGGCUACACGGACAUUUUUCUGUCCUUAUUGCUCCACCGUAACUCUCCAUCGUUGUCUUAGACAAUGUCAAUUCCCUCGUGUGCUCUCUUUGCUGAAUGUCCGGUAAACCAGCUAGAAGCUCCGAUGGUAUUUUAGCGGUUAGAGCAUAGAGGUGAAACCUGUAGCGUCUAAACCCCCAUCUUUUGUUCUUGUGGUGGCUUAAUAAAAUACCACGUGUAGCUUCUGUGUCUCAAGUGGUCCAUCUGGGUGAUGGCCAAUGGAGGCCGAAAGGGUCUUUCCACCCACCAGCACUCUUGUUUGUCCUACAUUUCAUCCGACGGAUCCCACACUCUUACUUUGAAAAGCCAGAGUGGAUCUCCGCAGGGGUUGAGAAUGGGUGAGUCACAUGGAUUUCCUGGAGGAACCAACGUAGGUUGGAAGGAAGGCGGGAACCCAUGUGUGUGCGAUGAAGCAUCGGAAGAUUUCGGUCUGGAAAUGUACAUUUCAUCAUACCCGCGACACACGUAUGGCCAUGAGUGAACGGGAAUGAAAAGCUGAUGAAAAAUUCUGGACAAAUGUUUUUUUUUUGUUUUUUUUUAACCAUCUGUUGUUUUGAACCUCUGGGCCAAUUCGACUCGAGCGAAGAUGGUACUUGAGUUUCAAAAACCGAUCUUUACUCUCUCGUCUUUGGAUUACAGUAUAAUUAGCGGCACCGGGACUUCAGCUUAUGACGAGCUUUUGACUCAUUCCCCUGCUGGAACAAUUAAAAAAAAAAAGUGGCUUAAAUUUGGGGAAAUGAUGCUUAGUUAGUUGCCAAACGGUCCAAAAAAUUACAGGUAAUCCUUGACUUAUGACUGAGACUAGAAUUUAUGUUGCUAAGUAAGGCAUUAUCAAGGGAAUCAGGCAGUGGUGAAAUCUAAAUUUCUUUCCUAUCGGUUCUG